AUUCACAUAAAAAAGACGUCUUUUUCGAAGAAAUAAAUCCUCUGUACAGGUAAUCAUAAUCCACCGACGAGAAGUUCAUUACGGAACGUAGAAGAGCCGAUGAGACCCCGCCCCCGCUGGGCUCCUCAGCCUUCCAAAUCUUGAAGCCUUCUCCGCCCCCCCCCCCCCCCCCCCCAACAAUCAUUCCAGCAGUCUACUCUUCUUGGAUGUGUAAUGUUAAGGUUUGUUUCUAAUGGAGGAUCGUCGCACGCCUCCCUUCCUAGCUUCGAUCCCGAAGCCUGCUUCUUCUCCUGAAGGUGUCAGAUUUGAUGGCGUUGUAAACCCUAGCUUUCAUGGAUUUGGGGCGUCGGGCCUCAAAAAGAGGGGGCAGAGUGGCCGGUCGUGGAUACAGAUAGAUAGUAGCGGGAACUCGCAGGUGAUUACGCUGGAUAAGAUCGCUUUGCUGCGGCGAUGCGGGUUGCCGUCCAGAGACUUCCGGCUUCUGGAUCCCGUCUUCGUCUACCCUUCCACCAUUCUCGGUCGAGAGAACGCCAUCGUCGUCAGCCUCGAGCAGGUCCGGUGCAUCAUAAUGGCGGAUGAGGUUCUGCUCAUGAGAUCCUCCGACGGUUCCUCGACGCACUACGAAUCUGAGCUGUGCCAGCGGCUUCGAAGGAUGAAGGAUCAAAAUGAUGACCUGCCAUUUGAGUUCAAGGCUCUGGAGCUCGCCCUUGAACUGGUGUCUGCAUCACUUGAUUCCCAGGUAACCGAGUUGGAAGUUGAGAUUUAUCCUGUGCUAGAGGAACUAGCUUCAUCCAUUAGCACCACCAACCUUGAGCAUGUUCGGAGACUGAAAAGCCAUCUUCUUGCCUUGACUCAUAGGGUUCAGAAGGUGCACGACGAAAUAGAACAGCUCAUGGAUGAUGAUGGGGACAUGGCCGAGAUGUAUUUAACCGAGAAGAAGGAGAGGAUGGAGGCAUAUUUAUCCACCGACGGAUACUUGAAUAACAUUCAAUCUGGCAACUGGGUAUCACAGUCUGCACCUGUCUCGCCCACAUGUUCUAGUACUGGUCAACCAGAGAAAGACUCGAGCAAUAUGAGCUUCAGCAAGCAUGAGAGCUCAAGAGGAUCAUCUACUAGGGGAAGACAUGUUGAAGAACUAGAGAUGUUACUCGAAGCAUAUUUCGUUGGCAUCGACAACACUUUAAGCAAAUUGUUAUCUCUUAAAGAGUACAUCGACGACACAGAAGACUUUAUAAACAUUAAGCUGGACAACGUUCGGAACCAGCUCAUCCAGUUUGAGUUGCUGCUUGCAGCUGCUACUUUCGUGGUGACAUUAUUUGCAGUCGUUACAGGAGUCUUUGGCAUGAACUUUGAGGAUUCUGUGUUUGAUACUGCUUCCAAUUUCAACUGGGUGCUGAUCAUAUCGAGCAUAUCCUGUGCAGUAAUCUAUUCUUGUUUCUUGCUAUAUUUCAAGCACAAAAAACUACUUCCAACGUGAGAUGUUUUUUGUCAUCCCAAGUUCAAUCCUUGUCUUGUUUUUUUUCCUUUCAUGUAAAUUUAAUCUCAUUCUUCUACAGCUUAGACAUAUUUUGUAUGUUAAGAUUAUUGCGUCAGGUAACUUGCAUAAAAUUCUUUGAAUUUUACAACAUGGAGCCCCCUUUUCUGCUCCUCUUUUCA
This is a messenger RNA of Musa acuminata AAA Group (dessert banana), 1656 nucleotides long. Its product is annotated as magnesium transporter MRS2-5-like. NCBI's taxonomy places the organism in Eukaryota, Viridiplantae, Streptophyta, Magnoliopsida, Zingiberales, Musaceae. Gene Ontology annotation, biological process: magnesium ion transport. Bases 233 to 1477 code for a protein of 414 amino acids. The record is from RefSeq and is a predicted model, not a curated record. The transcript is spliced from 7 exons. Gene Ontology annotation, molecular function: magnesium ion transmembrane transporter activity.